AUGGAAGUAACGAAACAGCAUUGAGCAUCGCAAUUCAAGAAGGAAAUCUUGGCAUUUUACACCUUCUCAUAAGUUACGAGGCGGACGUGAAGUAUGUUGAUGAAGACGGGAGAAAGUGGGCGACUCUGGAGGAGCUAAGCCACGACAUUACUGCUACAGGAAAACUUCUGUCGACCGAAGAAAGAAUGAGAAACACAAAGAAUCGGGUCGAGAUCUCGAAUUGGGGAGCUCGGCACGGAAUCAAGCUUUUGGUGGAGAACUCGAUCGAUCUCGAAUCUCGAGAGAAGGCUGGAGGCCGGGCCUCGAAUUUGGCAGCUCAAGCUUUGAAAUGGGCAGCCACUGGAGGGGAAGAAGCAAUUAUCGAAAUGCUUUUUGGGAAAUGCUUGCCGGAUGAUGCAACGUCUUUCGCAGAAGAGUUGAUGAAACUGGCACCAGAAGCAAUACAGAGAGCUGCGAGGAAUGGCCAUGAGCGCGUAGUGCAAAAGAUAAUACGAUGGCUGAUCGAGAAUGAUGAGGACUAUUCCCGCGGCGAGCAACCACUCGAGAAUUAA
This is a messenger RNA of Hymenoscyphus albidus, 551 nucleotides long. The record is from the annotation of a GenBank genome assembly. Lineage: Eukaryota; Fungi; Ascomycota; Leotiomycetes; Helotiales; Helotiaceae.